Molecule: messenger RNA, 2256 nt
Organism: Exophiala aquamarina CBS 119918
Lineage: Eukaryota; Fungi; Ascomycota; Eurotiomycetes; Chaetothyriales; Herpotrichiellaceae
Exons: 1
Coding region: 1-2256 (751 amino acids)
Biological process (GO): cellular response to amino acid starvation; positive regulation of autophagy; negative regulation of TORC1 signaling
Cellular component (GO): GATOR1 complex
Source: RefSeq, a predicted model, not a curated record
AUGUCGAACGCCUCGAAUUCGAGAUCCCCAUCUCUACUGGCAAUCCUCCUCGUUACCCAAGGUCGAACCGGCUCGGGCGCUCAGAUUAUCUUCCACUAUCCUCCAGAUCCGCUUGUCGCUGCCUGCGCUGCCAGCGUCUCGCAGGAUGCCAACGAUGACGAGGCUGAAAGCUCCAGCAGCGAUUCAGAGUCUUCCUCCGAGGAAGAAGAUUUCGAGCUGUUCACGAAGCGGAUAAAUAGUGAUCUCACCGCCAGUCAAGAAGUCCGUUCGCAGAAUUCUGAUGAGGAGGAGGACCAUUACAGUGCGAAAAGAUCCGUCAAGGGCAAAGGAGAAUGGAAGCCUCCAUGGGAGCCGCUGCUGGGUCUUGGAGAAGAUGGGCUGGUGAGUUUGCUAGCUCCUGGCCGUGCCUGGCACAAACGCAGGUUUGAACUUGGCAUCAACGAGAUGGUCUUCUUGGGGCGACCUGUUUAUGCUCGUGAGGAUGGCUUUUGGCGGCGUCCCAAACCCAGGAAGCCCAAGCUUCCUGAGGAUGGUGAAGACCAACCGACUUCCGAAACCGCUGUAAGCGACAGUGCGGACGAAAAUACUACUGAUGACCUCCAAGAAGCUCUUGUGCAGCAGAAAUCCAUGAAAGAUCGUAGCCGAGAGCCCUCCAAGAGCCAGCUGACCAUGUUCCAUCUCGUUUUCGUCAUGGAUCCUCCACCCUUGGAGCACACCCUCCGUGUCAAAGAGAUGUAUGAUCACGUUGUGCGCAAGUUUUCCAAAGUACUCAAGUACGAGCAGUCCCACUAUGACUAUGUAUGGAAACAAUCAGAACUUUUACAAUCAAUCAAAUCUGCCCAUAUCCAUCAGAAAUCCCCAGUUGCUACUCUUUACACAGAAAUGGCCAGGCGUUCUUCUUUGGCCACUGCAAUAGCCAGGAUUUUCGAUAAUAUAUCUGCCUCCCGAAUAGCUGCAGUGAGCCUCGGUCCAAACACUUCUGUCUCUCUACAAGUCCCUCCUGUAACGUCGACUUCCUACCUCCCAUCCUUGUCUGAACCACCGCUUGAACCAGGCCUAUGGCUCACAACUGCCACUGAUCCGAUCUCCACUGCCUCCGAUAUGGAUUCAGCUGCCGUCACAGGGGCUUUGCAACUGUCCAAGAACUUCUCCCUUCUUCUGAAGUCCAAUCCGCAGAAGAUUCUCAAAGACAUCCAAGCAGCUGGAGGGCCAUUGGCCAACCCCCUGGCUAGCUUCGUUGCCCAAAGUAAACCUACUAAAUCCUUCUACAAAAUGUCAAUCGCGUCUCAAACCCCAUUGACUGAUAUUCAACACCUCGCUCGACAUCUUGUCUAUUGGCGAAGAGCCGUUGCAAUUCCACCUCUCCAUCAGCGAGAUACCUAUAUUGUCUCCCCAAAUGCCGACAUGAGCAAACUAGCGUCGGCUUGCAAGACGUACGAGACCACAUUCCCAAUGAUGCCCUCAUUACCCAAAAUGCUGAACUCGCUGAGUGGAACCCCAAUCCCUUACGGCAGCCUCAUCCCCAGCAGUGAUCACAAAGAAGAAUACUAUCGAGUCCUAGCAUGGCUGAUGCGCGACGGCUGGGUCACUCAACUUCGAACCUUCGCGUACGUCCGCGUUGACCCCGAAGUGAAAAAGACCGUGCGGGAAAGAGACCGCGAAGAAUCACGGGGCGUCAAGACCCCAAUCGAGAAGAAAUCUCCUUAUCUGAGCGAGAAUGAGAGAGAGCUAUUCAGGAGCCUCAGCAGCAGCGCAGCACACCCCUACACCCCAGGUAUCCAUCCCGCCAAUCCAGCGUCCUCGCCAUUCAAGCGUCCCAGCGUGAUCAGCCGCCCAUCAAGCGACGGCCGGCAAUCCAUAUCGACGGACCACACCAGCAUCCGCGGGCGCCAGCUCACCCACAACCCCAAAGCCGCGAGCCUGAUCCUCUCCCCGCCCCGCGCCUCACCCGAGGAAUCCCGCUGGCUGGCCUGCAUCGCCUCGAGAUUCGCAGCCUCGUCGACCGAGAGUUCGCGCACCGACCUGUCCUCGACGCCGUCUUCAGAAGUCGAGUCGGCAGAGAUCCGCCGCCAUUGGCCGCAGUUCGUCAAGUAUUUCAAUGGCACAGAGGCCCUCCAGCGCAUCGCCGUGCGUGAGGGCCUGAAAAGGAAAUUCGUCUGGAACAUGCUCACCAAGAUGGGCUUGAAUUAUGAUGAGGCCGUCGAGGAUGAGAAAGGUGAGAAUCAUAAGACUUUGGUCACCAUUAGGCAUUGGUAG